Molecule: messenger RNA, 10077 nt
Organism: Carassius gibelio (silver crucian carp)
Lineage: Eukaryota; Metazoa; Chordata; Actinopteri; Cypriniformes; Cyprinidae
Product: plexin-B2
Exons: 40
Coding region: 637-6180 (1847 amino acids)
Biological process (GO): regulation of cell migration; regulation of cell shape; negative regulation of cell adhesion
Cellular component (GO): semaphorin receptor complex
Molecular function (GO): protein binding; semaphorin receptor activity
Source: RefSeq, a predicted model, not a curated record
GUAGAUGUGUGUGUGUGUGUGUGUGUGCUCCAGUCACACCUGGAUGCAUCAUGUGAUCAGAUACCUGGGCGUGGAGCAAGCGUUCAGUGUGUUAAUCGGUAACGGGAAUCCCGAAACCGCAGAUCUCUCGUCGCUCCGCGCGUGAGUGACAUGUGAACUUUCCGUGCACCGGGAAUCUAUCUAUUCCUCUCGAUCUAAAGGGAAUCCGUGGUGUGGACGCUGCAACCACUGCCGAGUGCUGCGGUCUCCUGAGGUGCUGCCCCAUUACCUGAGGGUAUCUGUGAGCUCUCCGGACUGACGAUUAGAGGCAUUAGUCUCGUGGCACGGCGGAUCUUACACGGGCUCAGGGAUAUCAGAGAAGUUUCCUGCACGGCUUAAUGAGAUUUUCCCACUCAUCUUCCUCUGGGGCGGCAGACUGUAAGGUAUCUUGAGAUCAACCGAUAGGAAGACAAGACGAGAACAGCCAGAAGACUCAAAUUCAGCUGGUGCCGUCUCCACCUGAGCUCUGUGUUAAUGCACCGAGUUGCUUCAAUCCUUUACAACACCGCAAACAACCUGCAGAGUCGUGGAGGUUGAACAGACAGACACCUCACUCUUAUGUCAAGCAUCAAUUAAAGCAAUUUUUGCCUUGAAACAAUGGCCACCUGGUUACCAGCGUUCUUACUGGUGCUACAAGGAACCACUGCUUUCUCUGAAGAGCCCAUACUGGCGUUUUCCACGGACACACCCAUCAAUAACGUGGCAAGAGACCCACAGUCCGGUCGCGUUUACCUGGGUGCCGUCAAUGCCAUUUAUCAGUUGAACUCUUCAUUGCACCUUGAGGCCAGAGCUGAAACAGGGCCCAAGAAAGAUGCGAGGGGAUGCACCCCUCCGGUGUCUACUUGCCAGGACCUGAAAGAUACCAACAACACCAAUAAACUCUUGCUGGUUCAUUCGGCUAAUGGGUCACUGAUAGUCUGUGGGAGUUUGUACCGAGGAAUCUGCUCUCUGCUCAACCUCACUAACGUCAAAGAGCAGAUAUACUACAGCGACAGCAAAGGGGAGCGGACCUACGCCACCAGCACUGAAGAGCACGUUUCCGUGGUGGGAGUCAUGGCCACGCUUGAAAUCGAUGAUAAACCGUUCAGCGUCUUUUUAGUCGGGAAAGGCUACGGAAGCAUGGACAGCUCCAAACUCAUCAGCACCAGAAUCGUGCAGAACUACCACGACUGGGUCGUGUUCGAGAGCAUCAUCGAGGCGUCUACGGUCCAAGCGGUUCCCUUUGUGCCCAGAUACCUGCAUGACUUCCGCUUCGCCUUCAAAAACGACAACUUCGUCUACUUCCUCUUUUCACGCACUUUCGGCGGAACGGACAACAAGAACUUUACUUUUGUUUCACGCCUCUGCGAAAACGACAAUCACUAUUAUUCGUACACGGAGCUUCAGCUUAGUUGCGGUCCGAAGAAUCGCUACAACAAAGUCCAGGCCGCGUAUUUGACCGAACCGGGGAAAGUGCUAGCACAGGCCAUAACUGAAUCCGCGGAGUAUGGGAAUGUCCGGGAGUGGGAUAAAGUCCUGUUUGUUGUAGCUAGCUCAGAGGAAGGGGCCACCGAAUCAGCUCUGUGUAUGUAUCCCCUUAAAAACAUCAACCAGAAACUCUUGGCCAUCGUUACUGCUUGUUACACAAACAAUGGCAAGAUUGACGACAGAUUAGUUGUGGAGAGUCCCUACACGUCCAGUAAAGAUGAUCCAUGUGUCAAACACGAUAAAGACAUUGUGAACCAGUAUAAGUGCGGAGCCGAUUUUCUCCCAUCUCCGUUGGCCAGUCGACAGGAGUUUGCCUUGAAGGCCAAUCCGGUCUUCGUCAGACAGAACCUGCUGACUGCAGUAGCAGUGGCUGUCGAGAACGAUCACACCAUUGCUUUUCUGGGACACAAUGGUGGAGAGGUGAUCAAGGUACAUCUGUCAAGCCAUCCGGAGGCUUACAACCCCGGCCCGGGUUACAAAACCAGCGGCUACGUAAAUAAGAACCUUUUCUUUGACAAAACCCAGGCGCACUUGUACAUCACCACCGAGAAAAAGAUCACGAAGGUGCCCGUACAGGCCUGCCAUCUGAAGUCAGACUGCCAGUCGUGCGUCGCUCAGAGAGAUCCGUACUGUGGCUGGUGUGUCCUGGAGGGAAGAUGCACCAGGAGAUCGGAGUGCAGUCGCUCGGAGGAAAAGAACGGUUGGCUGUGGAGUCCAAGGCAAGAGUGUGUGAGAGUCGUCUCUUUCCACCCGCCGAAUCUCAGCUGCUUGAAGUCCCAGCAGGUUGAGAUAAACCUCCGAUGGCUGCCGAUCCUCCGAGAUUCAGACCGGAUCCUGUGUGCCUUCGGCUCUUAUCAGAGCAACGCCAGGAUGGUGGACGGCCGAAUCAGCUGUCGCUUACCUGAGCAGCAUCUAAUACCGCCGACACCUGCGCACCAAGAUUUUGUGGCGGUUCCAGUUCAGAUCUUUGUGAACGGUAGCGUGCAGUUCGCGUCCAGCGAGUACAAGUUCUACAACUGUGCAGCGACAGUCCGGAGAGCAGAAAAUACACCAUGCACUUCCUGUGUAAGCAGCGCUUGGGGAUGUCAGUGGAACAUUGCGGCGCACACCUGCACGGAUCUGAGCGAUGCCGAAACCGGCGCCAAUAUAAUCAAACACAGACAGAACAAGAGUUGUCCGCGGUUCGAGAACCCAGAUCCCGUCCUCAUCCCGGUCGGAUACAAAACCCGGAUCAGUUUUGAGGGCAUCAAUCUGGACCCGUACCAGGGUCGUGACUUCACCAUCGGAACAGAGCUGAUGAAGUUUGAGGAAGAUGUCAAGACAGAGCCGGGACCCUUCUUCUCCUUCAGCGGAUAUAUGUUUUCCUUUGAUAAAGCUCACGAGACCAGCGUCCUGUUCCACGUGAGAGACAAACACACGGGAAAGAAGAUCGACAGCAGUCUUAGCGUCACUCUGUAUAACUGCUCUCUGGGACGUGAAGACUGCAGCCUGUGUAAGAACGCCGACCCCAAAUACCAGUGUGUGUGGUGCACGCAGUCCAGCUUGUGUGUGUACGAUCAGCUGUGUGCCUCGAAAGAGACGAAAGAGUGUCCCGACCCCCAGAUCACCGACAUCACGCCGAGGUUCGGGCCCCUGAAAGGAGGAAUAGCUGUCACUAUCAAGGGCUCGAACCUGGGCGUUCAGAAGGACGACAUUAAAAACAUCACCGUGGCCGGAGUGCCGUGCAAACACCUGCGGGAACGAUACUCCGUCUCAACCAGCGUGGUGUGUGAAAUCGGCCCGACCAAUCUGUACAAAACCGGAGAGGUGGAGAUCGAGGUGGGCAGAGGAAAGAAAGGCAUAUCCACAAAAACAGUCCACUUCACCUACAGGGACCCCGUACCUCGAAGCGUGUCUCCGAAUCGAGGUCCUAAAGCAGGAGGAACCGUCCUCACCAUCAGUGGGAUACACAUGAACACAGCUUCAAAAGAAGACCUUCGAAUCACGGUGGGCAAUGUGCCCUGCAGAGUGGAGAGCUUUGGGGAGCAGGUCACCUGUAAACUGUCUGAGUAUCUGGGCGAGACGGUCCCAUCGCCUCACCUCCCCGUCAGAGUCCAGUACGGCAAACACUUCACCACCUCCAUCGGGACGGCCUUUCAGUUCUCCAGCAACCCCUCUGUGUCCGACCAUCAUCCCAGGAGCAGCUUCAUCUGUGGUGGCAGACAGAUCCUGGUGAUGGGUUCAGGGUUUGACCUGGUCCAGAAGGCUAGCAUCAAGGUGGUGGCGUCGGCUGGAGAAUGGUCCGGUCAGGCCGUCCCAGAGGAGUUUGUAGAGGGAUCAAAGCACAAGAACGACAGCGUGAUCAUGUUCCUGUCACCUGCGGUCAACGAGUCUCAGUUCUUCAGGACUUACGUGCAGCUCGAUGACCUCCAGACGGAGCUGACGCCGUUUGAGUAUCACCCCGACCCUACGUUCGAUCACCUCAGCAAGACGGUCAUCACUGAGAACAGCAUGAUCAUCGUCACUGGCCGUGGUUUUUCUAAAGCGAUGACGGCGAAGGAGGCUCAGGCGUUUGUGGGAGACGCCCCGUGUAACGUAAACACGUUACAGGAUGAUAAAUUAUUCCUGGACCCUCCCUCAAGCACGCCCAGUGCUCGAUCCAAGAGACAGAGGAGAGACACCGGCUCCGAGCCGCUGGACCUGCUGAUUAAGUUUGGCAAUGGCGAGUGGUUGGUGGGCUCAGUCCGGUACGAGAGGAAGUACAAUCUCCCUCUUCCCAUCAUCAUCCCGGCGGUGCUCGUUCCCAUGCUGCUGAUCAUCGCCAUCUCUGUGGUCUGCUACAGGAGGAAGAGCCAGCAGGCCGAGCGCGAGUACGAGAAAGUGAAGCAUCAGCUGGAGAAUCUGGAGGAGAGUGUCCGUGACCGCUGCAAGAAAGAGUUCACAGAUCUGAUGAUUGAAAUGGAGGACCACACUAACGACAUCAGCGAGGGCCGGAUCCCGUUCCUGGACUACAAGACCUACACCGACCGCGUCUUCUUCCUGCCCUCGAAGGACGGCGCCAACGACGUCAUGAUCACCGGCAAACUGGACAUCCCAGAAUCCCGCAGGGCCACGGUCACCCAUGCGCUGAACCAGUUCUCCAACCUCCUCAACAGCAAAACUUUCCUCAUCAAUUUUAUCAGAACGCUGGAGGGCCGUCCGGAUUUUAACGCCAGGGCCAAAGUGUAUUUUGCGUCUCUGCUGACCGUGGCGCUUCACGGGAAACUGGAGUAUUACACAGACAUCAUGAGGACGCUUCUGCUGGGGCUCAUGGAGGAGUACGUUCACAGCAAGAACCCUAAACUGCUGCUGCGCCGGUCUGAAACAGUGGUGGAAAGGAUGCUGAGUAACUGGAUGUCCAUCUGUCUCUAUCAGUUCCUGAAGGACACGGCCGGAGAGCCACUCUACAAACUCUUCAGAGCCAUAAAGCACCAGAUUGAGAAGGGGCCGGUGGACGCACAGGUCAAGAAAGCCAAAUACACGCUGAACGACACUGGCCUUCUCGGAGAUGACGUGGAGUACUUUGUGCUGACGCUGCAGGUGCUGGUUCAGGGCGAGGGGCCGGACAUCACCCCCGUGAAGGUGCUGAACUGUGACAGCAUCUCUCAGGUGAAGGAGAAGAUCAUCGAGCAGGUGUACAAAAACCUGCCAUACUCUCAGAGACCCAAAGUAGACAGCGUCACCCUCGAAUGGCGUCCUGGAUCCACGGGACAGAUCCUGUCAGAUCUAGACGUGACCACGCAGAAGGAGGGCAGAUGGAGACGGAUCAAUACGCUGGCACACUAUAACGUACGUGAUAAUGCAACGGUGGUCCUUUCCAGAGUUCAGCACACACAGCAGUCGUACGACCAAAAUCAUGAUAACCAUGAAGAGAGAAACGCCCUGCUGGAGGACGAUAAAGUUUUUCACCUGGUGCGACCGGCCGAUGAGCUGGACGAGAUGAAGUCCAAGAGAGGCAGUAUAAAGGACAAAUCCAUGACCAAAGCCAUCACAGAGAUCUAUCUGACACGACUGCUCUCCGUCAAGGGGACGCUGCAGCAGUUCGUGGAUGAUUUCUUUCGCAGUGUGCUCUGUUCUGGCAUCAGCGUCCCACCGGCGGUGAAAUACUUUUUCGACUUCCUAGAUGAGCAAGCCCUUAGACACGAGAACGUAGAUGAGGAAACCAUACACAUCUGGAAGACCAACAGUUUGCCGCUGCGUUUCUGGGUAAACAUACUGAAGAACCCUCACUUCAUUUUUGACGUGCAUGUGAGCGAGGUCGUGGACGCCUCUUUGUCUGUCAUCGCUCAGACCUUCAUGGACGCGUGCACAAAAACAGAGCACAAACUCAGCCGGGAUUCUCCCAGCAACAAAUUACUCUAUGCAAAGGAGAUCUCCACCUACAAAAGGAUGGUAGACGAAUACUAUAAAGGAGUCCGGCAGAUGGUGUCAGUCAGUGACCAGGAGAUGAACACACAUCUGGCUGAAGUGUCUCGGGCACACACAGACAAACUGAACACACAAGUGGCUCUUCAUCAGCUCUACCGGUACGCCAGCAAAUACUACGAUGGGAUCAUCAUGUCUCUGGAUGAAGAUCCCGCUGCUCAGAGUAAACAGUUAACACUGAGACUGCAGCAGAUCGCCGCAACGCUGGAGAACAAAGUGACCGACCUCUAACCCUGUCCCAACCAACGCUCUCAGUGUGUAUUUAGCUCAUCACUAUAAUCAGACGUUCAAUUCCUUCCUGUGUAGAAACAAAAGGUUUUAAGAAACGUAUUCUAUAUUUUUUUUAAUGUGCAGUCUUUAUGCAGAAAGCUUUAUAAGAGGAAAAUAACUUUUUAAAUAGACGGCCUUGUUUCAGUUGUUUUUAAAGCUUCUGUGUGUGUGUGUGUGCGUGUGUGUGUGUAAAAGGAUGCCUUUAUUUUGACCAAAAGGGAGCUGACUUUGACCCUGCAGUGUGUGUGAGCAGGGGGCGUGUCUACGGUGAGGUCACAUCUGGUCUCGUCCAAUCAAAAGCAGCUGAAGGUGACAGCAGGAUAUGCAUGGGAUGUGUUCAGAGCAGCAUACUAGCAUGUUCCCCAUACUAUUUCUGCAGUAUGUACUGUUAUGUGCAGGGUCUGCGAAUUUUCUGUAUCUGUAACAUUUGCCAAAACAUGCAGCAUAAAGCUGCAGUCACAGUUCCCACUGUUCAGUAUGUUUUCACAGACAAACCUUAACACACACUGCACAAAGUACUAUUAUCCCACAAUGCAACGCACUCAUCUUGACCUCCCAUUUCCAGCGUGAUCUAAUAUCAGCUAUCAUUAUUAACAUGAACCAACAGUUGAGACACAAAUUAGUGUGUGCUGCACUGCAGUAUGCUAGUAUGUUAUUCCAAACAUGUCUGUUUAGACGAUCAAACGGCCGUCCAUUUCAUAACCACCUGUUUCCGUUCAGCCGUACGGACUGUCGAUCCACAAAUAAUCAACACAGGCAAUACGAGGUUGUCAUGAGGCAUUUCUCUUUUACCUGUGCAAAGCCUUUAUUUCAGAAAACCGUUUUAUUGUGAAAACUUUACUACUGACUGAAAUUUAUUACAUAAAGCACAAACAGUCGAUGUACAGGACAGAUUUUUGGCCAUUUCUGAAAAGAAAAAGAAAUGCCCGAAACAGGCUAUAUGCAAGAGUAUAGAUGUUUUAGCUACGCAAACUCAGUUUCAGCUUGCAGAGACCGUGUUUCUGGCCUGAGAUGGUUGAGCGAAGCUGAAAACUGUUUGCGGCUCUGUUGGAAAGGGUUUAGAUGUGUGAUCUGGAUCAUUAAUGGCUUUAUUUUGGCAGGGAGGAUAAUGACACACUCAUUUGUUUGUUAUUCGCCACUAAACAAGAUGGCACUAUAGCACUCAGCCAAAAUCCUGUUUCCACAGAGGACAAAACCAUUUACAGCUAUGUGAGGUUUGCAUUUGAUUGAGUGUCUUAAAGACAUCAAGAAGAGGCUCGAAGCUUUUCGUUUUGCAUUUAUAUAAUUGAUAGUAUUAGUUGGAGCAGAUGAGAAACGGACUCAUUUUAGAGAGCAUUGUGGACAAAAGGACAAUUUGUGCAUAUACACGACCAUUCAGAAGUUUGCGGCUGGUAGGUUUCUUAAGCUCACUAAGACUGCAUAAUAACUGAAAUAUUGUGAUAUAAUAUUACGAUUUAAAAUAACUUUUUUCUAUUUGAAUAUAUUUAAAAAAUGUAAUGUAUUCCUGUGAUUUUCAGCAUCAUUACUUCAGAUUUCAGUGUCACGUGAUCCUUCAGAAAUCGUUCUUAUAUGAUUUGGUGCUCGAGAAACAUUUCUUAUUAUUAUUAAUAUUCAAAACGGUUGUGCUGCUUCUUGUUUUUUGUGGAAAGUGUGAUACUCUUUUCUUUCUUUUUUGUGCUAAACUUAAAGUUCACUAGAACAGCAUUGAUUUGAACCAUAUUUUCUAACAUUCUAAAGGUCUUUACUGUCACUUUUGAUAAACUGAAUGCAUCCUUGCUGAAUAAAAGUAUUAAAUUCUUUGAAGAUAAAAAUUGUAGCCUGCUCACCCCAAACCUUUGAACGGUUGUGUAUAUGAUAAAACCGAGCAAUAAGGCACUAGAAUAUAGUCAAGGCUAGAGGGUUUUGUUUGGCGUUGCAAAGCAUGGCCACAAUUGAUUUCAUUAAACUGUUUCUACAAAAUAAAAAAUGUUAUAUACUUUUUACCUUCUGGCAGAAAAAAUAUAACCACUGACAUUUAUAAAAAAUGUAUUUUUUUCAGCAUUUAAAGGUACAUCAGCAUAUAAAUGGCAUAUGAUUUCAAAUCUACCCUUGCCCAUUCAUCUUUGAUUUUAGAGGGAUUGUUCACUCGUCAUCAUUUACUCACCCUUGUGUCGUUCCAAAUGUCGAACACAAAAGAAUAGGGCUGGGUUGAAAAAAAUCCUAAAUUUUCCUCAAUCUUGAUGCUUGAACAAAACUUCCCUGAACAUUAUUUGAUCAUUUGUAGCGUGCAUUCUUUCCAGUAAGUCGCAGUUAGCUUACUGAUUUGUUAAAGCUGCAGUAGGUAACUUUUGUAAAAAUAUAUUUUCUACAUAUUUGUUAAACCUGUCAUUAUGUCCUGACAGUAGAAUAUGAGACAGAUGAUCUGUGUAAAAAUCAAGCUCCUCUGGCUCCUCCCAGUGCUCCUAUUGCCAUUUGCAGAAAUUCAUCCGCUCCCAGUAAAAAAUAACCAAUCAGAGCUGCGGUCCGUAACUUUGUUUGUUUUCAAAAUGUAGAAAAAUGUAUAUAAUAAGCGAGUACACCAUGAAUCCAUUUUCCAAACCGUGUUUUUAGCUUGUCCUGAAUCACUAGGGUACACCUAUAAUAAGUGUUUAUAUUGGGACUAUUUUAGAUUGCUUCGGGGGUACCGCGGCGGAGUAACCCAGUACCUUUGUGAUUCUUCAUAGACAUAAACAGAGAGAAGUAGUUCCGGCUACGAUGUUCUUCCGCAAGACGCAAGCAGUUCUGUUUAUUAACCGCUAGAGCGUCAAAAGUUACCUACCGCAGCUUUAAAUUUGAUAAGAAAUCAAGUAUUAGCGGUCAGUUCUAUUACGAAAUAAAACAUAUCAAAAUACAAUAAGUCCUAAAAAAUAAUUUUCUGAAGAAUCUUCGCUCGUUUCCUGCCAUUAAAAAGACAAAAACAACACUUUUGAGGGUGUUCCACCCUCGUGUGGUUUUGUAACAACGUGAUGGUGAGUAACCAGUUUUCAUUUUUAGACUGAACUGUCCCUUUAAAGCAGCACAAGCACAGAUGCAAGUCUUCGUAGUCGAGUGUAAAGCGCUUCUUUUAACGCCUUUCUGUAGCCAAAUCGUGCCUUAAAAUGUGUUUAAACGUGAUGGUACGGUGUUGAGGACGUCAGGGUGGGUGGGGCUUGUAGAGGUCAGAGGUCGUGGUGUAUGUGAAGUGUGGUGUUAGACAUCAGUAAGUGCAGUAUUCAGAGGCGUGCUGUAGCCAGAAUAUGCCAAUAUAUUUGAACAUGCUGUAUGUAUAGAGCUAAAGCGCCGUUUUUAAUAUCUUCUGGGUGUUUGUGGUGAGUGUGUGUGUUUUUUAGUUUACCGCAUCGGGAAAAAUGCUCGAGCUGAAUAAAUGUGUGGAGGUCAAUGUCGAAACGUUUCUUCUGGACAGCUGCCAUUACGUUUGGUUUUUAUGCAAAACGAAUUAUCGAUUAGCACAAUUGUUUUUAUUAUCGCACCGACCCAAAAUUGUGUUUCAAUGGUGCGUAUGAACAAACAAUCUGUACACGACCUUUUCUUACUGCUGUGCAGUUAAUAUUUUAUGUCCUAGAGAAAAUAUAUGCCUUUGUAUUAAAAUGCUAAUCUGUCUACACUGUUCUCCUGUGCGUUAUGCUCUGAGAAAACUUUUUUGGUGUUGUCUGCAUUUUUGUUUUUUCUUUUACUUGUGAGUGUGGCGAGACGAGAGCAAGGUGUUCUGGGAUUGCAGAGGACUACGACUGCUCUUUCUGGACUCUCGGAGGACUGAUGUCGUAUGUGUGAACUGUGCCACCUUUGGUCCAUCAUGCCGUCUGAUCCUUAUAUGAAUAAAUAUACACAUCCCUUUCUCAA